AAAGUUUACGGGUAGAGUCUGCAUUUUUGAUUGAUUAUUGAUCUUAAUAACUAAAAUGGUUGUUUAUUUUUCAGUGGUCAAUGUAUUACCUACAACAUCGCAGGUCUCACUUACUGUUUGAAGAGAGCUUAAAUUCGUUAACUACCAAGUGGCUAGCUGCUUGUUAGCAUAUUCGAGAAUUUCAUCUUGUUCUAAAAAUGGAAAGUCUUGCUUCAAAGGACGCAUAUUUUCAGAAAUUUGCAAGUAAAGUAUGCUCUCAUCAACAAGAACCAAGGAAUAGGCCAUUUGUUCCUUUUCAAGGUGGACGUGUACCUGGUCCUCCAAAGAAGAGGAACAAAAAAAGUCAAGUCAAUGUCAAGAAUAACUCUGCAAAACACCCGACACCACCUUUGAAGCCUGAUUUCACCCCAGGGCUGAAAGCACCUGUUGCAACACAAAAUAAUAAGUCUAAAGCUGCUAUUCCAAAUGGGAUAGUGGCUGGAACAAAACCGACCCUUAAAGAAGGUGGAAAGCAAGGCACAAAAUUCUCUGCGGUAGAUAUUCUACGUGAUAGACUUCAUGAGAAGAUUGAGCAGUCUCGUGGGCAGGGAACUCCUAAGGACCCAUCCUCUGAGGAGGUGCAGAAGAAGCGAGAGAAACGAAAGCAGGAGAGAGAGCGCAAGAAGAGGAAGCGCAAAGAGUUCCGCCUAAAGAAGCUUGCUGAACAAGCCGGCCUGGAGUACCAAACAGAGAUCAAAACUGAAGAACCCCCCCCUCCCCCAUCUGCGCCAGCCACUGGCAAGCGGGACGAGAACGCCAUUGUCUUCAACAAGGUGGAGUUGGGUGAUGGUGGCUUCUUGGACAAAGAGCAGAAGAAGAAGGAGAGAAAGAACAGAAUAAAAGGUGGACUUACGCCCCUGGUGGGGAAAAACUACAAGCAGCUUCUGGAACGUGUGGAGGCCCGCAAGGCCAAGCUGGAGGAGCUGCGGGGAAAGGAUGAGGAGAAGGCAAAGAAGCAGGAGGAGAAGAUGAAGUGGACCAAUGUGCUGUACAAGGCUGAAGGCCUUAAAAUCAAGGACAACGAAGACCUGCUGAGGGCCUCUCUCAAGAGGAAGGAGAAGAUGCACUUGCAGCGGAAGAGGAAGUGGACGGAACGCAGUCAGACGGUGGUAGAGAAAAUGCAGAAGCGUCAGGACAAGAGGCGCAGGAACAUCCAGAAGAGCAAAAAGACGAAAGUGGAAAACAAAAAGAGCCGGGCCAGGAAGAGGGGCCGCGUGCUCCCCGAGGACCUGAAGAAGGCUCAGGUGUAGUGGGAGGGUCAUACUGGGGCAUGUGGAAAACAGACUUGGUAAAUGGUGAACAUGACAAUAUUAACAUGUUGUCUUGUUCAUACAGCUAUCCAGCAGUAAUGUGGCUUUGUUGAUUUGCCCAGGGUCCAAGAUUCGUAUGCUUAGACUUCCCUUGUAAACCUACCUGACCGGGCAAAAACACCCUAAAUACCCUCAAGGUUUUAAAACACAACUGAAUGCUUGAUGUUUUGCAUUUAAUUAUUUAGGUUGCUAUACGACAAACAGUUGUAUGGUGUUGGAAAAACCUUCAACAUCCGUUUCCAAAUGAUUAUGCUUUCUGUAUGGAAUGUCAUGGUUUUGCUUUACUAUUGAAAUUAUAUAUGCCCAUCUUGA
This is a messenger RNA of Esox lucius (northern pike), 1661 nucleotides long. It is a transcript of the gene surf6, whose product is annotated as surfeit 6. Gene Ontology annotation, cellular component: nucleolus. Gene Ontology annotation, biological process: ribosomal small subunit biogenesis; ribosomal large subunit biogenesis. The transcript has 4 exons. Gene Ontology annotation, molecular function: RNA binding; DNA binding. The record is from RefSeq and is a predicted model, not a curated record. Lineage: Eukaryota; Metazoa; Chordata; Actinopteri; Esociformes; Esocidae. The coding region runs from base 198 to 1289 and encodes 363 amino acids.